This is a messenger RNA of Prosopis cineraria, 1263 nucleotides long. Its product is annotated as 2-alkenal reductase (NADP(+)-dependent)-like. Bases 121 to 1203 code for a protein of 360 amino acids. Lineage: Eukaryota; Viridiplantae; Streptophyta; Magnoliopsida; Fabales; Fabaceae. Gene Ontology annotation, molecular function: oxidoreductase activity, acting on the CH-CH group of donors, NAD or NADP as acceptor. The record is from RefSeq and is a predicted model, not a curated record. The transcript has 5 exons.
CUUGUAUUAAAAAAAAAAAAAGAUCAUUGUGCGGUUUUUAAUUCAUUUAACCUUUUAGAUUGACCAGAGCAGGCGAACUGUCGUUUACUCUGUUUCUGUUUCGUCGAUGGAAAUAAGCAAAUGACCGCCCUGAUGCAGCACAACGAAGAAGAACAAGAAAUAAUGGAAGUGAGCAACAGGUUCGCAGUGAUAAAGAAUCACAUAGAAGAUGCACCACAAGAGUCACACUUCGAGCUCAAAACUGAGAGCUUAUCUCUUUCACUUAUGGCUGGUUCUGACGACAUCGUCGUCAAGAAUCUCUACAUCUCCAUUGACCCCUACCAGAUCAAUCGCAUGAAGAGCCAUAGCUCCUCUCAGAAAUCCAUUAACUUCGCAGCCCCCAUCACCCCUAAUCAGGCAAUUGACGGUAUAGCCAUUGGCAAAGUGGUGGUUUCUGGGAAUCCCAAGUAUCAGAAGGAUGAUGUGGUUGUAGGAGUAUUCACUUGGGCUGAGUACAGUUUGGUUAAAGAAGCAAGCAUAAUUAACAAACUUAACAAUUCUGAGUUUCCACUCACUUAUCAUAUUGGAGCUCUGGGGUUCAAUGGACUAUCAGCUUAUGCUGGGUUCUUUGAGGUGUGCAAACCCAGAAAAGAAGAGAAAGUAUUUGUAUCUGCUGCUUCUGGAUCUGUAGGAAGUUUGGCAGGACAAUAUGCAAAGCUUUUUGGUUGCUAUGUGGUUGGUUGUGCUGGAAGCCAGAAAAAGGUGGAAUUGUUGAAAAACAAGCUGGGAUUUGAUGAUGCAUUCAACUACAAAGAGGAAACAGACUUAAAAUCUGCUCUCAAAAAGUACUUUCCAGACGGGAUAGACAUAUACUUUGACAACGUUGGUGGAGACAUGUUGGAGGCUGCGGUGGAUAACAUGAAUGCAUUUGGAAGAGUGGCGGUGUGUGGGGUGAUAUCUGAGUACACUGAUGCAAAGAAGCGAGCUGCACCAGACAUGCUCAACGUUGUGUACAAGAGAAUCAACAUCAGAGGAUUCCUGGCCGCUGAUUUCUUGAACCUUUUUGCAGAUUUUGUGUCACAGACAUCGGAUCACCUUCGUAGUGGGGAAUUGCAGAAUCUUGAAGACAUCUCAUCUGGAGUGGAGACCAUCCCUUCUGCUUUCAUUGGACUUUUCCAUGGGGACAACAUUGGCAAGAAAAUUGUCAAAGUUGCACGAGAGUGAUGGAGAGAAUUUGAUGUGAAACUCUCUUCAUCUUUAUGAAUAAAAUUCUUCAUAUCUGCA